AUGUCGUUUCCUCGUGCUAAUAAACUAUCUCUGAUGUUUGAGGAAGAGAAGCCGAAUCUAGAAGUCAAGCUCUCGAAGGCCCUCCUCGGCGUUCCCUGGACGAUCGAUGUUGAUCCCUUGUCGAUUUAUCCUUAUGCAGAGUCCUCGUAUGCCAAGAACAGCUUUGGAAGUAUGCUUAACGAGUAUAUUUCUCGAGCUACCACCUCCCUUGACUGGUCUCAGGAGUCUAUCAAGUCCAACGUCAAUACCCUUGCCUCCGCUCACGUCCUGACCAUUGAAGUCGACCCUUCCGCGACCUUCAAAUACUGUUCUUGCGAUAUCAAGGACGAAAAGCUCCGAAUCCUCGUCUCUCCCACCGGUCUAGGCUCAAACAUAAGCGAAGCUGUCGCUGACAACAACCUGAAGAAGGCUCUCAAUGAUGCUUCUAUCAGUGGCGGAAACAAGCUUAGCUUCGUUGCUGAGGAGGGACUGGCCAAGUACUGGUAUCCGAACAAGGGCGAGAUCGAAGUCAAGGUGGCCAAGAUCCUUGGUCAACCUGUCAAGCUCGACCCUCGGCUGGAAGAGAACUACGCAGCGCUCAAAGCCGAGAGCGAGAAGCCGGGCACGACACUUAUAAAGCACUGGGAGAACAACGUUGGCAAUUCCGUUCACGGUUACUUCAACGGACUUGUCUCGCAGUUAGAGUGGCAGAAGUUUCCGGGUGAUGACAUGCUUCAAGAGGGGUUCUUUGAUGUUGUCAGCAAAGCCGAAAUUGCCCUUCGUACUGUGAGUGCACUGAAGAAAGGCAAAUAUAACGAAUCUGUUGUUGAAGAUGGUGUUCUCUACCUUCAGAUAACUCCUGGCAAGUGA
Fusarium subglutinans is the source of this 849-nucleotide messenger RNA. RefSeq lists its product as uncharacterized. Bases 1 to 849 code for a protein of 282 amino acids. The record is from RefSeq and is a predicted model, not a curated record. NCBI's taxonomy places the organism in Eukaryota, Fungi, Ascomycota, Sordariomycetes, Hypocreales, Nectriaceae. The transcript is spliced from 4 exons.